CUACUAUCUGGAACACAUUCUUCAAUUUGCUCCUCCCCUACUACGACGAGCUCAUCUUUUGCCUUCUCCCCCUUCCUCUGUUCGAUUGACGAUGAGCAACGUAACGCAUUCCACACGAGGUCUUUCCUCGAAAGCUCGCAAUAGCAAGAUAGCAACAGCGUCUCGUGCAUAUGAUAGUGAUGAGACAUCUGCAUCGAGUGGGGCAGGUGACGUCGGUCGUGAAUCGAGCCCAUAUGGGGUCGACACUCUCAGCCCGAGCGAGAACGACUCGUCAAAUGUGACAGACUACGAGACCGUCUCAAGCGAUGGCGAGGAAUCGGAUGAUGACGCCGAGCCUGGUCCAGACGAUCUCGAUGAGCCGUGGCCCUAUACUUUCAAAUCAGGCGAUGCUGUCUGGGUGAAGUCGGAAGGCGAUAUCUGGUAUUGCGGAAAAGUAUCCGGCCAGCAUACGAAGAAGGGGAUGACAAGACAGAAGGAUGGCCUGUUUUACGCGGUGGUCUUCCGAAAGAGUAACAAGAACAUACGAAGAUACUUUGCCCCGUUGAACGGAGAGCUCAAGCCCCACACAUCACGAACAAGAAAAUUAUUGAGGGAGGCUGGCUGGCUUUGAGUAAAGAUCAGUAGGGAAAUUUUGGUUGAUGUUGUAAUAUAUUGCAUUCGCUAGUGU
Molecule: messenger RNA, 667 nt
Organism: Heterobasidion irregulare TC 32-1
Lineage: Eukaryota; Fungi; Basidiomycota; Agaricomycetes; Russulales; Bondarzewiaceae
Exons: 3
Coding region: 92-610 (172 amino acids)
Source: RefSeq, a predicted model, not a curated record